Molecule: messenger RNA, 819 nt
Organism: Linum trigynum
Lineage: Eukaryota; Viridiplantae; Streptophyta; Magnoliopsida; Malpighiales; Linaceae
Source: the annotation of a GenBank genome assembly
AACGCCAAAGUCAGCAGGGCAACAAAGUCUUUGCUUCUUCUUCGAAACAAUCUACCCAACCUAAUGUUUCAAAGAUGUUCAAUGUUCGUCCAAACAGUGGACCUUCAGAAGUUGUACAUAAUGAUCCAAAUACGAAGAAGAAGAAAAAAACUAGAGGCCUGCCUGCUUCUUGGAACGAAUCUGCCCAGCCUAAUGUUUCAAAAAAGGUCAAGGCUCCUGCCAACGACAUACCUACAGGAGAAGAAAUUCUUAAUGAACUCGAGGUAGAAGAAGAUAGGAUGUUUUCUUCAUCUGAGAAUGAAAAUCCAAAUCAUCAAAAGAAGAACAACACAAGAGGCCCUACCAGAGGUUUGGAUACUGUCAAGUUGGCUGCUGCUAUGGGUAAGGAGAAGUUGCCUAUCAAGAUCGACGUUAUGCAAGGUCGACCAACUAACGGUGUCCAAUCUGCCAAGCUGUCUAGUGAGCUUGGUCUGAUAAGCCGAGAGUAUUUGGAUGAGAUCCCGAUUCGCUAGACCAGGGAGUUCAAGAAAAAUCAUUUAACAUCUGCGUAUGAUAGGCUUGGUGUAAGUAUUUUCAGUUUCUUAUUCUAUUAGCUUUAUGAUGUCACAUUACUGACAUUUUCUGUUCCAUUUUUUUUAUAACAGAUGCAACUAGAAGUGGAGGAUAUUGAAGAAGAGCCUGUUCAGGAUUCUAUUAAUGAGUUGUUACAAAGACAAUGCAAGCAACAACGUCACCGCCUUAAGCAAAUAUUUCUGAAUUGUCGAGAUGCAGAGGAAGCUCGAGCAAAGAAGCCUUCUGGAAUAAGCCAGGAGAAUUGGA